GUCUUAGUGGGUGGUCGAGGGACAGCUUGGUAACAAGCGGCAGGCGAACGCUCUGGAUGGGCUUCCUGGGAGCGGAAUAAACAUGGCCGAGCUUUCUGAGCCCGAAGGACCGGUAGAUUGGAAGGAGCGAUGUGUAGCUCUGGAGUCUCAGCUCAUGAAAUUUAGAGUUCAAGCAAGUAAGAUAAGAGAGCUUCUAGCAGAGAAGAUGCAGCAGCUUGAGAGACAAGUUAUUGAUGCCGAACGUCAAGCAGAAAAAGCUUUUCAACAGGUUCAAGUUAUGGAAGAAAAAUUAAAAGCUGCUAACAUUCAAACCAGUGAAUCAGAAACAAGGCUAUAUAAAAAGUGUCAAGAUCUGGAAUCUCUAAUACAGGAAAAAGAUGACGUCAUUCAGAACUUGGAACUACAACUUGAAGAGCAGAAGCAAAUAAGAAUACAAGAAGCUAAAAUAAUAGAAGAGAAGGCAGCUAAAAUCAAGGAAUGGGUAACGGUAAAACUAAAUGAGCUAGAAUUGGAGAAUCAGAAUCUUCGUUUGAUCAAUGAAAAGCAAACUGAAGAGAUAAGAGCAAUACAGUCAAAACUACAAGAAGUUCAAGGGAAGAAGUUGUCUGCUGUCUCUACACCAAAACUUUUGGAAGGGCAACGUCUGAGCAGUUUGACAUUUGGGUGCUUUCUAUCACGAGCAAGGAGUCCUCCUCAGAUAGUAAAAUGUGAGGAAAUAAGCAAGCUAUCAUCUAAAAAACCUGAAUUCACGGAAGGAAAACACACAGAAGUGGAAAUUCCAGAGAAGUCUGCUGAUAACCAAGUUCAGGAAAGCGACAGAGGCCUGAGAACGCUGCAUCAGGCCCCUAGCAGCUCAGAACAAAACCGGAAAAUGAGAAUCAGCUGUGCGACAGAUGAUGGCACUUCCCAGAAUUCUGUGGCUCCUGCGAGUGACUGGAGUUCUGAUGAGGAAGAUGGGAGCAAAGAGAAACGGAAGUCCAGGUGCACGUCCACCCUGUCCAGCCACACCUCCGAGGAGGGCGUCCAGGGCAGCAGGCUGGGGAGCGAAGCGUACCUCACGGCAUCUGAUGACAGCAGCUCCGUAUUUGAGGAAGAGACUUUUGGCCUAAAGAGGCCAGAACACAAGAAGCUGUAUUCUUGGCAACAGGAGGCCCAGUGGAAAGCUCAGAACAGUCUUCUUGCAAAGGGAAGUUCGGAGUCAAAGAAGAAGGAGCAAGACAGUUCCUCGGAUGAACUCAGUAAAAGAUUUCAAUCCCAGAGGUUGGAUUAUUCGUCCUCAUCUAGUGAGGCCAACACUCCAAGCCCAAUUCUGACUCCUGCUUUAGCUCCAAAGCAUCCCAGCUUGCUCCCUGGAAAAGGAGUGUCAGCAGUGCCUGCAUCACACCUGCCCCCCGCAAAGUUAAGGGUUCCUAACGUUUUCAGUAUAAGUGUAGCCCUCGCCAAAAGGCACUUAAGUCAGCCACAGUUAAGUUCUGACAGGAUGUUUGGGACCAACAGAAAUGCUAUAAGCAUGAUACGACCACUGAGACCUCAGGAAACAGAUCUAGAUCUGGUUGACUGUGACAGUGAAAUUUUAGAGAAUAUGGACACAAGUUGUGAGGAUGGAUUAUUCUCCUAUGACUUUGUAGAGUCUCCAAAUUCAGAUGACCAGGAAACCUGUGACACAGCCAAGAAGACAGGGGGCAGCAAGCCCCCCACUCCUCCUCUGCACCGGUUUCCCUCUUGGGAAGGCAGAAUUUAUGCUGUAGCCAAAUCAGGCAUUCGAAUGUCUGAGGCCUUCAAUAUGGAGAAUGUUAACAAAAGUUCUGCUGCCAUGCUUUCCUAUACCACGUCCGGACUUUAUACAUCUCUAAUAUACAAGAACUUGACAACCCCCGUGUACACAACAUUAAAAGGGAAGGCGACGCAGAUAAGUAGCAGCCCCUUCCAGCACGACUCCUCCUCCGAGGAUGAGGACGGCUCCUCGUGCAGCUCGCGGGUGUCGGAGUCAGAGCCGCGCAGCCGCAGCGGGCCGGGCAGCCCCCGGGCCCUGAAGCGAGGUGUGUCUUUGGCCUCGGUGGCUUCUGAGAGUGACUAUGCUAUCCCUCCGGAUGCCUACCCCACAGACGCGGGGUGCUCGCAGCCCGAGCACAAGCUCCCCAAAACCUGCUCAUCCUCCAGUGAUAAUGGAAAAAAUGAACAACUGGAAAAAUCUGGCUAUCUACUAAAAAUGAGUGGGAAGGCCAAGACUUGGAAGCGGAGGUGGUUUGUUCUGAAAGGAGGCGAAUUACUUUACUACAAAUCUCCAAGCGAUGUAAUUAGAAAACCCCAGGGCCACAUUGAACUCAGUACGUCCUGCAGUGUUUUAAGAGGAGAUAACAAACAAACAGUUCAGCUGACCACUGAAAAACACACGUACUACCUGACUGCAGAUUCUCCCAAUAUAUUGGAAGAAUGGAUUAAAGUGUUGCAGAAUGUUCUUCGAGUGCAGGCUGCUAACCCAUUUUUCCUGCAGUCUGAGGGCAAACCAACAGUGAAGGGAUUGCUCACUAAGGUAAAACAUGGCUACUCCAAGAGAGUCUGGUGUACACUCAUAGGAAAGACAUUGUAUUAUUUUCGCAGUCAAGAAGAUAAGUUUCCUCUAGGUCAGAUCAAACUGUGGGAGGCAAAAGUUGAGGAGGUGGACAGGUCCUGCGAUUCUGAUGAGGAUUAUGAAGCCAGUGGCCGCAGCCUGCUCUCCACCCACUAUACUGUCGCUGUCCACCCCAAAGACCAAGGUCCAACUUACCUCCUAAUUGGAUCCAAGCAUGAAAAGGACACUUGGCUUUAUCAUCUGACGGUUGCUGCUGGAAGUAACACCGUAAAUGUUGGAUCUGAAUUUGAACAACUCGUUUGCAAACUGCUAAAUAUAGAAGGGGAACCUUCCUCCCAGAUCUGGAGACACCCCACUCUGUGCCACAGCAAGGAAGGAAUCUUGUCCCCGCUGACAACGCUGCCUUCUGAAGCUCUGCAGACGGAGGCUAUCAAGUUAUUUAAGACCUGCCAGCUUUUCAUAAAUGCUGCGGUUGACUCCCCUGCGAUUGAUUACCACAUAUCUCUAGCCCAGAGUGCUUUGCAGAUCUGUCUGACACAUCCCGAGCUACAGAAUGAAAUUUGCUGUCAGCUUAUUAAGCAAACAAGACGAAGACAGUCACAGAACCAAGCAGGGCCGUUGCAGGGCUGGCAGCUCCUGGCGCUCUGCGUUGGUCUCUUCCUUCCCCAUCACCCUUUCCUGUGGCUCCUCAAGCUCCAUCUAAAGCGGAAUGCAGAUUCCAGGUGUGCAGAAAACCGAACUGUCUGCGUGGCCUCUGAAAACCUACCAAAAAGUCAUAAGACAGAAUUUGGAAAAUAUGCUAUUUACUGCCAGCGCUGUGUAGAAAGAACGCAACAGAAUGGAGACCGAGAAGCAAGGCCCUCAAGAAUGGAAAUUCUUUCCACCCUUCUCCGAAACCCUUAUCAUCACUCGCUGCCCUUCAGUAUACCAGUGCACUUCAUGAAUGGGCUGUACCAGGUCGUAGGGUUUGAUGCGUCCACCACAGUGGAAGAGUUCCUUACUACUCUGAACCAAGACACAGGGAUGAGGAAGCCGGGGCUGUCUGGAUUUGCACUGUUCACUGACGACCCUUCUGGCAGAGACCUCGAGCACUGCCUUCAGGGAAACAUCAAGAUUUGUGACAUCAUUUCCAAAUGGGAGCAGGCAUCCAAAGAACAGCAGCCUGGGAAAUGCGAAGGUACAAGAACUGUUCGUCUGACUUACAAAAACAGACUGUAUUUCUCAAUGCAAGCUUAUGGAGAGACUGAUAGAGAAAAGUUGCUGUUAAUGUAUCAGACAAAUGAACAAAUAAUAAAUGGCCUUUUUCCUCUGAACAAAGACCUGGCGUUAGAAAUGGCGGCUCUCCUAGCUCAGGUGGAAAUUGGAGAUUUUGAAAGGCCUUUCUCAACUCCAGCGGGGCAUGUUGGCAACCAGUGCAAAGCAAAUCAAACGUUAAAACAAAUUAUAGAAAAAUUUUAUCCUAAAAGGUAUAGAAAUAGCUGCACUGAAGAACAGUUAAGGCAGCUUUACCAGCGACUGUCAACCAGAUGGAUGGCCCUCCGGGGACGCAGUGGUGCCGACUGCGUGCGCAUUUAUUUGACAGUAGCCAGGAAGUGGCCGUUCUUCGGUGCCAAGUUAUUUUUUGCAAAACCCAUAACUCCGUCAUCACUUGGAAAUACUUUCAUGUGGCUGGCUAUCAAUGAAAGUGGGUUAAGCAUCUUAGAAUUCAACUCCAUGAGAUUAUUAAUGAGCUAUGCGUACAAAAGUCUAAUGACCUUUGGAGGUUAUCAAGAUGAUUUUAUGGUAGUCAUUAACAAUUCUCAUUCGAAAGACAAACCAACGGAGAAAUUACUUUUCGCCAUGGCAAAACCUAAGAUUCUUGAAAUCACUCUUCUGAUUGCCAGUUACAUCAACAACUUCCAUCAACAAAAGGCAGCAUGUCACCACCUCUCCGCUCCAGCCCUGCUUUCCCUCGAGGCCCAGGAAUCCCAGGCCAGGGUGCUGGGAAGCCAGCCCCUGCUCCCAGGCAGCAGGCCCACCAAAGGCCCCACGCUGCUCUGAAGGCUCAGGAGCCUGGACAUUGCUGCCUGUCCCUGAGCAGCGGCUACGUCAGCUGCACCAUGAUGGUUGGUGCUGUCCCAUGGCACCACGCUCCAGGGUUCGAGAUGGGGUUGCUGCUCUUAUUUGAUCCUUAACUAUCCAAACAAUAGUAAAACAAACACAGAAUUUGCCGAUAUGCUUAUUUCUCUUAGAUUAAAUAAGUUAAAAUUUGUCACUUUGCCCACCUUCCUUCUCUCUGGCCACCAGAGACAUGAAUGCAAAAUGCCUUUUUUUCUCUCCUUUAAAUAUUCUGGCAAUCUUAACAAAAAGAGAUUCCAAGCUUUCAUUUGUUAACCAGUUGAUUAUUUGGAAAAGCUCACUGCCAAAAAUAUAAAUACUGUAAUUAAAUGUGCUUUUAAUUAAUGAGGUGGCAUUUUGAAAGGAGCGGGAUUCGCAGUCAGCGGCGGCUGUGGCACAGUAUUAGGGGAAAUUGUAGAGCAGGUGCAAAAAGUUGUCUGGCUCCGGGCAUCACUAUGCGAGGAAACGGGAGUUCAGGAACCACUAGCUCCCGUGUGGUGUGAGAGGGGAUGCCGGCCACCCUUGCAGAUCACGGGCAUGGAAAGUUUAAAAUGAAACUGUGGCUCUUGGUUCUGCUCCUAUAUACCAAGUUCACGCAAUACUGCCCAGUUUUCAUUGCAUUUGGUGCUAGGUCAACUUGACCUUGCUUCAUUAAAUAACAGUGUUUUUGAAAUAAAGAUGGUCCUUACACUGUUGUCCCUGAGAUAGUUCUUUCUAAUUAUAGCUUAAAAAUAAAUUCAAGAAAAAUUAAAGAAUUCUUCUGUCAAAGUAGGUAAAAUUUUAAUUGGAAAAGUAUUGAAAUGUAUUACUAUACCAGGUCAUAAAGAAGUGGCCAGUAUACUCUAAUAUGUGUCAAAACAGUGUCAUUGGUAUUCAUAAUAAAAAUGGAACUGUGAUAAAACAUAAAAAUUCUAUUAUAGAAAUGUUUAACUGUAAUAGUAAUCAUUAGUAUAGUUAAAUUUAUUUAUGUGUAGAAUAUUUUGUAUUUAUUUGGGGGGCAUAUUUAUCACCUAUUGUGUCAUAUUUUUAAGCAGUUUGGAAAAAGAAACAAGACCUUAGUUUCUGAAUUAAUUUGUUGGCAGGGCCCUUACAUUCUCAUCCUCUAUGAUUUCUCCCCAUGGCAGUGUACUGUUCUCACAGCCUUUCGGAAAUGUUCCCUCCUAGAGAAGAGCAGAGCCCAGAAGUGCGGCGCUCAACCAACACCACGCCUUAGAACUGAUCACAGAGCGAGCUUGAAAGACCCCCGAGAAGAGACGCUCGUUGGCCAUUUCUCCCCUCAUCUUUUGAGCCGCAGCUACUUUCUGAGUAAAUAAUCAGUUUUUUAGAAUAAACUGAUAACUAGUUGGGGAUGAUUCUCAGGCAUCUUUUGGCUGGGAUUCAGUAGUGUUUCCGGGCUCCCAGAAAACCAGGAACUUACGCAUUAGCUGGUGAGCCAGCCGCUUGGCAGAGCUGCUACUUAUGUGGGAGAACUUUCUGCUCAGGCAGUAGGUAGUUCACUCGCCAUUUGGUAAGCUGCCACCCAACCCAAUCUUAUUUAAGAAUGAGUAGUGAAGGCUUAAUUUAAACAACAGUAUCUUAGACUUGGCAUUUAUUUUUGAUAGAGCAGAGAAAAAAUGUUUUGAUGGAAAGAAAUCAAUUUUCUGUAACUGAUGAUGUGAAAAUUUUAUUUUCUGGGAAAUUACUUACAUAGCCAUUUUAAAACUUCAAAGUAUGUUAUUAUGGUUGGUUAUAAAAGAAUAAUGUUUCAUGUCUAACUGUAAUAUUUGUCUCCUAUCAUUUUCUUCCCUUUCAAUCAUAAUACAUGAUUUACAGAACCCAUAUUGAGCAUUAUCUUUUGAAUAACCUUCAAGAAAUACCUAACGUUUUCAUUGUCAAAGCUGAGUGCACUACUAGCGAAAAUGGUAGUUAUGUCGCCUCUUGUAUUCAUGCUUUGUCUUCAGUGUUGCUUUGUUUUAUCCUUAUAAAAGGAAGCUGUUUUGGAAAAUUUAUUGAAUAUAUAUAUAUAUAUAUAUAUAUAUAUAUAUAUUCAAUAGAGAAAUAAACAGACAUACUGGUUUCCCCAUGAUUUCAUAAUAAACUCCUAAGGAGUUUAUUUCACUUAGAUGAAUUUAAUGAACUUUGUUCUAA
Molecule: messenger RNA, 6796 nt
Organism: Octodon degus (degu)
Lineage: Eukaryota; Metazoa; Chordata; Mammalia; Rodentia; Octodontidae
Gene: Plekhh2
Product: pleckstrin homology, MyTH4 and FERM domain containing H2
Exons: 30
Coding region: 83-4612 (1509 amino acids)
Biological process (GO): negative regulation of actin filament depolymerization
Cellular component (GO): cytoplasm; cytoskeleton
Molecular function (GO): actin binding
Source: RefSeq, a predicted model, not a curated record